UUUGAUAUAUCAGAGAUUUUUUUUUACACGUUUUAAGGUAAAAUUAAAACAACAUCGAACGCACCGGAAGAAGUAUUCCUGCGCAUGAUGGCGGCUUAGAACGAAAAUCGUGUUGUGUGAAUGAUAAAAACUAAGUUUACUCCUAGUUUUAAGGAUAUUACAAGUACUAGAACCUGUAACCAUGCCAGCAAAGCGUAAUGCCUCUGCUGGGAAGAAGGCGGGAACUAAAGAACCAGAAGCUGGUACUAGACGGUCUACAAGAGGUGCUUCUUCUUCCACAGAUAGUAAGCCAAAUGCUGGAAAUAAGAGAAAAGCUAGUCCUAGCCCAUCUCCUGCUCCCAAAAGAGCAGCUUCUGCAAAGAAAGGAAGAACAGUGAGCCCAAGUCCAGUGCCAGAAACAAGGCCAGCAAGAGGUAGAUCAGCUGCAAGGAAGAAGGAGGAACCAAAGCCAGUGGAAGCAAAACCAACUAGUAGGAGUGCCAGUAAUCAGAAAGGGAGAGUUACCAGAAAUGUUGUUCAAGAAGUAGAGAAAAACACUACAGAGACAAAGUCUAGAAGUUCCUCAAGAGGAGCAAAAGCACCAGGAACUCCAAAAAAUUCUAAAGCUCCAAAGAGUAAAGCAGUAACACCCAGUCCAAAAGUUAGUACUCCUAAGAAGAAAGAGGAAACCCCCAAGAAGAAAGAAGAAACUCCCAAACAAAAGGCAACUCCACGUGGACGUUCUGCUACUCCUAGGCAAACAAAAGCAACCCCCAAGAAAGCUGAAGUUGCUCCAAAGCAGAAGCCUACACCUAAACAAAAGCCUUCCCCAAAACAAAAGCAACAAUCCCCGCAAAAGAAGCAAGAACCAGCUUCAAAGAAAGAAACCACAAAAUCAACACCAGUAAAGAAUACCAAAUCACCUCCUACAAGCUCUCGGUCAAGGCGUUCUAGAAAUACUGAGCCUGUUGAAGAUGAGUCAAAGGUUAAUACUGCAGAGGAAAAAGAGGAAAAAGCUGAAAAGGACAUUAAAGAUAAAUCAGUUGAAGAAGGAAAAGAAGAUGUUGCUGAGGAAGAUUCUAAAUCAGAUGCAGUUGCAAAAAACACAGAAGGUGAAGUAACAGAAGAAGGUUUAGAUGAAACAGAUCAAACUGCAGAAAAAAUAGAUACUGCAGAAAAGGAAGAGGAAAAAGAUGAAGAGAAAAUUGAUGAAAAGGAACCUGUAAAUGAAGAUGAUAAUGUUGAAAAAGAAGAUAGUGUUGAAAAAGAAGAUGAAAGUAUUGAAGAGGACCAAAAGACAGAAGAGCAAACCAAAGACAUUAAUGAAAAAUCCGAAGGAAAAUCUGAUGAAACAACACAAGAAAAUCCUAAAUUGGAAGAAGAAGAAGAAGAAAUGGAGACAGAAACUAUAGAAGAUGCAAGUGAUGAGAAGGAUUCAGAAGAGGAGAAAUCUAAAGAAAUGAUAGAAAACACAGAAACUGUAAAAGAAACAGUUGAUGAAAUUGAUUCACAGUCUCUUGAAAAUGAUAAUAAAGUAGAAGAAAAUGUUGAAUUAAAUGAAGCAGAAGAACCUGCUAAGGAAAAUUCAACUGAAGCAAAUGAAGUGGUAACUAAGGAGGCAUCAAUUAAUUUAAUUGACGAUGAUUCAAAUGAAGGUGUUGAAGAUAUUAGCGAACAAUCUGAUGACAUGCCUCAGAAAGUAAUAGACUUAAAUGAGGAUUCUGGUGAAGCUAUAAUUACACAAGAGGAGCCAGCUGUUAUUAAUGAUUUGACAAACAGUGAUGAUGUUGAACGUGGGGGUGCUGGUGAUAUAGAACCAAAAAAUAAAGUGUCCACUGUUGAAGAAAUUUCAGAUGAUGAUAUUGAAGAAAUAGAAACAGUAGCAAACAAUGUCCAGGGUAAUGGUGCAACUAAUACCAAUGCAGGUAAUGAUGAAAUUGAAGUAAUUGAUUUCGUAAGUCAGGAAGAUAAAUAUGUUGAAAACUGUCCGACUAAGAGAAAAUUCGAUGAUGUUGAAACCAAGGAGAUAGAUGACACAUCACCUCAUAAAAAGGUUAGAUUAUCAGCAACAGAAGAUGAUAUUCAGGAAAAUGGUUCUGGUACACAGGGAGACUUGGAAAAAGAUUAUGUUGUUAUUGAAAUGGGCGAUGUUCCAGCUUCAGAUAGUGCUGAGGUUCAGACCAGUCUUCCCAAUCCAAUAUUCAACCGAUCAUUCAUCCCAAAUCCAACUUUUAGUGGUUCAUCAGACAAUUCUAAGCAAUUUUCUUUAGUGAGUUACAAUAUUCUAGCUGAUUGUCAUUUGUUUAAGAAUGACUAUAGUUUCACUGAGUCCAAGUACUUACAACCCGAGUACAGAUUGAAGAAUGUUAUUGGAGAGUUGAAGUAUCUAGAUUCAGAUAUAGUGUGUCUUCAGGAAGUAGGUCCACAGUUCUUCAAUGAUCAGUUAUUACCGAGCAUGAAAAGCCUUGGUUACGAUGGAGUACACAAGAAGAGAAAUGCUGAUUACUAUGACGAGGGUGAGGCCACAUUCUACAAGACCAGUAGAUUUACAGUUGUUGAAACACAGUCUACAACAUUUUCACAGUUACUUCAAAAGGAAUUGGAAGGAAUAGAUCCUGCUAUACAAGAGGCUGUUAGGACGUAUACAGAUUUACCUGAUGUUGUAAUUGUAACAAAACUGCAGUGUAAAAAUACAGGUCGUGAAGUAACGAUUGGCAAUGUUCAUAUAAACUGGGGAGAAAUGAAAAUGCCAGAUAUACAGUGUGUACAGAUAACUAGUGCUGUGAAACAAGUGUAUAGGAUUGCCAGUGCAGUGAAAGAGAUUGUUUCUAAGGCAUCUGGGGACAACUUCCCUCAUAUAAUAUGUGGGGACUUCAACUCACCGCCCAUGAGUCCAGGCUACCUGGUAGCUAAGGAUGGUUAUCCCAGUGGCGAUGAAACUAUCAACACACUGAUGAAGAUUGAAGGGCUUGAGCUGCCUGAUUCAAAGAAAGCAUCUUUAGUGAACUCAUUGUGGCCAGCCUUCCAGCAUACAUCAUCCUCGUUAAGAAGUGUUUAUAGUGAAGCCCAGGGUUAUGAACCUGAGAUCUCGUCAUACAAUCGGGUGAUGUGUGACACGGUUGACUACAUCUUCUACAGCUCUGUGUCCCUUGAGAACGUUGGUGUGCUACAGACAGCAUCAAAGGAACGAGUGAUGGAAACUGGUGGCAUACCUAACCGUUUCUUCCCGUCAGAUCAUAUCUCCAUCAAAGCUGUCUUGUCAUUCAAAUAAUUGAACAAGUAUAUAGCCUCAGUGCACUUCAGGACAUAGCAACAUAGUCAAAGGAUCUCAAGACAAGAUAAACCAUGUGUGAUUAUAAGAAAAAAAACAUGAUUGAGGGAUGGACAUUGUCAUCAUAUUUUAUACCUUUUAGACAUCUCCUUCAAACUUUCCCUCCACACAUAUUGUUUUGUAGAGUUUUAAUUGCCAGUUGUUAUACUGUAACUGAUCAAAAUAGCAUACAUUUAAUCAGAAAUUUUUUCUCACAGGAGUUUGAUUAUAUGAGAGAUGUUAGAAAUUCAGAAUUAUGUAAAUUGAUUUUGGAAUCAAAUAUUUUUGUCGUACUUUUUCUCCAUAUUUUUUAAUAUUUCAUCUUAGAAUGGCAGCUACGGGAAUAAAUCGGUAUAGAAGAUUACAUAAUAACAUACUUAAACAAUGAUAACAAACUGUAAAGCAUUGCAUAUUUCAGAUAGUAUAUCUCUAUAGGUUUUUCCUAGAAACGGAUUUUGUGUUUUGAGAGUUGAUUGAUUGUUAUUUUCAUGCAUUUGUUUAAGGUUAUUCUUGUAUAUGUUUCAUUUUUUCAUACUUGAUUCAUUUAGAUAGACUCUGUACAUAGUUUUAAAAUACUUCGCAGGAUAAAGUUAUUAUUAUUGUCAAUGUCACAGAGUGCACCUGGUUCAAUAUUUUAGUUUAAAAUAACUAAUAUUAGUGAUUAAGAUAUUGUAUAAACUUAUCUAUUUUCAUUAACUUAUUUAAUUACACUCAAGAUAUUAUAAGGAAAAAACAGGGAAAAAGCUCUUUGUUAUUGCAUGCAAGGCUUCUUGCUUUCAUUGGCUCAUUUAGAAAGAUUUCUUGUCUCUGUAUAAUUGAUUCAGUAUGUGUUGACAUGCAUUCAAACUUUUAAAGGUGCAGAUUACCUCUGUCAGAACAACUAAACAAGCCACAUUAAGCCAAUAGAACUCUAUAUUCUGAUUGCCCCGAUCAUUGAGCUCUAUAUUCUGAUUGCUCUGAUCAUUGAGCUUUUUUUAAUGCAUGAAUGUUGAAGUGCCGCUGGAUAAUUAAGCUCAGUGGCUGAAUGGUGACAGUUCCCUGUGCUUAGGAAGGUGUCCUGCACCUUUAGAGGUUCAAACUUGGCUGUAUCUGCCUCAUAUUUUGAAACCACAACCUCAGCUGUGGUACAGCACUGAACGAUGUCCUUUAAAAUUGCAGAACUUUGAAGUUUGUACAGUGCUUAAAGUUGUUGUGGAUGUUAUAAUUGUAAAAGAAUUUGCUUUAAUUUUGAAAAAGAAAUAGAUGUAAUAACUUCUAUAUUUUUGUACAAGAUAAUUCAAAAAGUGCUAUAAAUAAUUCUUCCAUGUUUUCGUCAUUACUGAAACUGGUAAACUCUGAAGCUGUAUAUAGGUAUUUUUUUUCUCCCUUGAUUUGUCCUUAUUUUUGUCAUAGAUCACUUGAACAGAUGUUUAAUAUUAUUUUCAUUUUUAGACACACACCAUAAGCAAUGUCCAUUGUGUAAUAUAUUUGUAGAGUUUAGUUUUUGAAUUUAGAUAGCAAUGUAUAUUUCACUUUUGAGAAGAAAAUUUGUCAUAAUUUGUACAUUUACUAAUUACAUCAAUUACAUUUGACAAUUAUAUCUUUGUACAAUAUAUGUGUAAUGAAGUUACAGAUUUAGAAAUUUAUGUAGAAAUUUUUCAAGUCUUUGUAAGCAUUAUUGUAAUUGGAAUGGGCAAUAAUUACGAUGUUUUGAUUGUUAGUGGCUCUUGUUGAAUGAUGUAUCAGUAUUUUUUAUGUAUGUAUGUACUUGCAAUGUUUCACAUUUCCUUUUUGUCUAAAUAUGUUAGUCAUUUUAAUCAUGAAUGAUUUUUCUCUCUUGAUUAUUUCAUGCAAAAUGACCACCUCCUUUAUUCUAUUGUAAAAUUUCAGGUUUUUCAUGGGUAAGCUACAUAUGAAAGUUUUAUACAUCUAAAUGUCUCACAAGAUUGUUAACUAGAAAACACCAUGUGUUUGAAUAGCCAUGUGCAUAAAUAUUUUAUCCAUGUGUUUAAAUUGCCAUGUGUUUAUAUAUCCAAGUGUUUAUAUAGCCAUAUGUUUAGAUAGUUAUGUGUUUAAAAGUUAUGUGUUGAAAACAGCCAUAGGUCUUUAAUUGUAAAAUUUUGAUCAUGGUUAAAUGCCUUUUCAGUUUUCAGAAUAUGUCUUUUUGUCAUAACAUAUUUGAUCACACAUUAAAUUUGUUCGGAAAAAAAAAACGUCUAGGAAAUCAAUGAUGUCAUACACCUCAUUCUUGAUUUCAUUUGUUAUGUCAGCUUGACCACCAUUUAUAUGCAUUUCAAUAGUUAUAAUGCAUUAUAAUCUAGAUUUAACCAACAUAAAUUCAGGGUGCAAAGUGGUUUAAGAAGGCUGACUUUAUUAUAAAUUCACAUCACUGUAAAGUAAGCAUUUUCUCAUAGCUUUACUUGGAAAACUAUGUUUCCUAGUCAUUUUAAACUGUCUGACUUAACACUUAAUCUGCAAAAUAAGUAAUCUGCCUUGACCACAGGCCAGCCAGCACAUCCGUGCCGUCUGACCAGGCUCUAAACUUUUUUGUAGCUUAUUUUAUGUAUUUUGAUACUGGAAUCCCUUGAACUUGUAAAGGACUUUUCCAAAUUCAAGGCAGGUCAAAUCCAUUUCACAAAAAGAACAGAUUACUGGUUAAAUAAAACUAAGCAAUGCUGUUGGUUAGGGCACCAAUAUGUGUGUAUUUUACUAGGAAGACACAAUUUAAAUACCAUUGACUCGAAUCUGUACGUAAUCUGAUGGGUGAUGCAAAAGUAUGAUGAAAAAAGUAGAAUUCUUAAAGCAUGCAAGUUGUAAAUAAGUGUAGCAGUGCCAUUUUAUGCUUAACAUGUUUUUAACCGUUGGUAAACAAAAUCAACCCAUGUGAUCAGUGCAGACAAAGAUCAGCCGAUAUAUCGGUGUCAUCAGAUCAUGGUCUGCACUGUCUGUUCACCAUUCAGUCGCCCACAUAUUUUUGAAAUUUUCCCUUAAAAUGAUGAAUGGUUUUGUCCAGAGUGAAAGAUGGACAAGUUCGUUUAAGAUAAUUUGAGAGGUUAAGGUAGAAAAGAGAGCAUUGUUGAAGGAUGGAUAAGUAUUAUUUGAUUUUACAGAUAUAACAUGAUGAGAAUUAAUGGCUGAUGAUUGUUAUGACUUGUUGUUUCAUGAUUAUUUUUUUAUAUAUUUGAUUCUUUUUUUUUUAAAUUUUGGCAAUGGUGUCUGUUGUAAAUAUCAAUGAAAUAAACAUUGGGUGAGAAUUAACGAUCACAAAUAGCAUUUCAUGAUUCUUUUUCCUGUUAAAUUAAAGUCUUUGUACAUAUGUUAUAAUUAAGCUUUUAAUGUUAUAAUAAAUAUAGCCCAGCAUUUUGUUAUAGUCUCCGUAUGUUUCUGUUUUUACUGUCUUAAUGAUAGUUUAUUUCAGCAAGACACUUUCUUGAAGACCGUGUAAUUAUCAAGAUGGUUGAAAUAAUUUUAUUUUUUUACUAUUAAAAGACCUACUGUUUACUGUAUUAACUAGUUUGAUUACUGGCCCAAUAUUAAUUUGUUUCUAGUCAUAACAUAAGGCAUUGGAUGAAAUGGAAUGGACCAGGAUAUUUUUUUUCAUUGAUUUAAAGGCACAUUGAAGCAGCACGCCUCCAGAUUCAUGCUAAUUUUCAUGAAAAUUUUGAAAAUGUAUUAAAAAAUAUUGCGUAGUGAACAAAGUAAAUAAUUUUCAAAUUGCAAACAGUACUUUCAGACCAUAAAAAUACCAAAAAGAGGUCAAAUAUGCAAAAUUUGCCCUUACUGCAAUAGUAACGCAGAUGAGAUAGUGAAAAAUACUGCAAAAUUG
This is a messenger RNA of Ruditapes philippinarum (Manila clam), 7094 nucleotides long. Its product is annotated as myb-like protein X. The record is from RefSeq and is a predicted model, not a curated record. The coding region runs from base 182 to 3250 and encodes 1022 amino acids. Gene Ontology annotation, cellular component: cytoplasm; CCR4-NOT complex; nucleus. Lineage: Eukaryota; Metazoa; Mollusca; Bivalvia; Venerida; Veneridae. Gene Ontology annotation, molecular function: poly(A)-specific ribonuclease activity. The transcript has 11 exons. Gene Ontology annotation, biological process: nuclear-transcribed mRNA poly(A) tail shortening.